AUUACGGGAAGCACAUGGUAUGACUUAAACCGCCCAUGAUAUUUUUCAAUGAAGAUGGGGAAACCAUGACAUUUAUAAAUGUGCAAUCUGAACAUAUAAUGGAGAGUAAUACUCAACAAUCACGUUCACUACAUAAUUCUUUAAACAGAUAUCAAGCUUUAGGUAUCAACUUAAACUCAAAAAGCCGAGCAGAGCUAUUACAAAUUUUGUGUCUUGUCAUGGGAAUUCCGUCGGCAGUUGACCCUGAUCCAUCUUAUGAACUGACAGCUGACAAUGUCCUUAAACUUAUAGCAAUUCACAUGCGAAUGCGUUGCAAAGUUCCAGUUAUUUUAAUGGGAGAAACUGGCUGCGGCAAAACAAGAAUGAUGGAAUUCAUGAAAAAAUUACUACAACUGAAAUCAGAAGCUGAGCUGUUGUUUAUCACAAAGAAGAUUUACGGGGGAAUAACAAUUUCAGAUAUUCAAGACACAGUGUGGAAAGCUCUAGAUAAAUGCAGACAAGACAGUCGUGUAUCCAGUUCAAAAUCAAACCCAGAUUCAAGAAAAAAGAUAGUCUAUUUAUUUUUUGAUGAAGUUAAUACUACGGAAGCAGUGCAUGCAAUUAAGGAAUUGAUGUGUGAUCAAACUUGUGAUGGAGAGUUAUUGGAUGAAGGUGAUAUUCAAGUUAUAGCCGCCUGUAAUCCUUACAAAAAACUGUCAGAAAAAGCAAUUCAACAGCUUCAGAAAUCAAGUCUUGGAAGAAACAUACAUGUUAAGCAAUCUGACCAAAUCCAGGGUGAGCCCAUGCAGGACUUACUGUACAAAGUUGUCCCAAUGCCACCGAGUAUGCAAAUCUUUGUUUGGGAAUUCGGUGAAAUCGAUGCUGCCACUGAAGAACUGUAUAUUCGGCAAAUGUCUAAAAAAGUAUACAAUAAUGAUUUAGAUCUGGAUAUUUUCUGUCGCAUCAUUUGCAAGGCACAGCAAUAUAUGAGGAAUCAAAAUAGUGAGUGUAGGUUUGUUAGCCUUCGAGAUGUAGAAAGAUGCUUAGAGGUUUACAGAUGGUUUUAUGAGCACAAAAACGUUUUGUUUGAUCUCCUUCAAGAAAAAGGUCACAACUUCUCGGCAAUCAAUCGCACUAGAGGGAUUUGGGAAAUAUUUCAAACCAUAGGUGUAUGCUACCAUGUAUCCUUGGAGGAGAGAAGAGAAUUUCGUAAAGAAAUUAUGGAUAUCUCACAGGAUGUUUGUCCGGGUAUGGGACAGGAGGAUUUUCUGUAUGAACUUGAAGCAGUUCAGAAUAUUUUUAUCAAUGAGGCAAAGCUGGAAGAAAACAUUUCACGAAACGAAUCAUUGAGAGAAAAUUUUUUUAUGAUGGCCAUUUGUGCUGACCUGAAGAUGCCACUUUUCAUAUUGGGAAAACCAGGAAGUUCAAAAUCACUUGCAAAAACAACAAUAUCAACAAGCAUGAGAGGAGCUUAUUCAGAGUCAAAGUUGUUCUCUAGGUUAAAAGAGGCACGGAUAUUCACUCUUCAGUGCAGUGCACUAACGAAGGAUAAAGACAUCUUGCACAUAUUCAAUCUGUGUACAGAAUUACAAAGUGGGAAUAAGAACUUUGUGGCUGUUGCUGCGCUCGAGGAAAUUGGCCUAGCAGAAGAUUCACCAACUAUGCCACUUAAAGUUCUGCAUCCAUUGCUCGAUUCACACCGUGUGGUCGAAACGACAAAACCAAUUGCGGAUUUUAUGGAAUUUCUAACUGGCCUUUGGACCCAGCAAAACUCAACCGUGGGUUAUUUCUUCUCCGAAGUCCACCAAAACAAGACGAAUUGAUCAAUAGUGCUGUCAGCAUAUGUGGCGAAGACUCAA
Styela clava is the source of this 1838-nucleotide messenger RNA. NCBI's taxonomy places the organism in Eukaryota, Metazoa, Chordata, Ascidiacea, Stolidobranchia, Styelidae. The record is from RefSeq and is a predicted model, not a curated record.